AAACUUCCUGAGUGAGUUUUUGGCAUGGAUCUGAUGGACCUGUGUGUUGCGUUAAUGUGGACUGGUUCCGGGAGAGCUCAGCGAUUCAGGGUUUUCAAGGGAGGGCAACUUGGUUCCUGUUAGUUUCACUUUCACUAAAGAUUGACUUUUAAAACCACAAGCAUCCAGCCUAGUGUGCUCCAGGGGUGCAUUCUUCAUUUCCCCAGAGAAAUAGGUUUAAGAUUCCUAUCAGACCACACGCACACCCCCAACCCCCGGGCUUCCCCCAAGAAAACCUCGGGUUUAAGGCUCAAAGUCACAAAGCUGAGCGGUCACCUGGAAAUGGAGUCAGGUAAUCAAAGGAAUGUUAUUUAAAUGACCAGUAAGUGACUGGGUUUUGCAGUCCUAAAUGGAAGGAAAUUGGGAAGCUGGUUAACCCGUGCUUAUCACAAAAUGAUCUAAAAUGGGUGGUUUUUUUUUUUUUUAAGAAGUGGAGAGUGGAAGUUAUGCUAUACCUGCAGGCAACUCUCAGAAGUAUCUUGCCAUCACCCCACAGCAUAAACCAGCUGUACACAAACUCGCAGGGGGCAGGUCUAUAUAAGACCAGCUCUCUGGACUCCCAUGCAUGUCAAAGGCAAGAGAGGCAUGAAAGGUGUGUGUUUACUAGCCUGGAGACAAGAAAGCUGACUUCAGUAAUAGCAAAAGGUAAUGAGAGGCCCUCAGAUCCCAGAGGACACCCUACAAGAAGAAGUCAGGAUCGUGCUGAAGACCCGGUCUCCAGCAAACAUAGGAAUGAACAGGAAGGUCGCCUAAAGCCUCCACCCAGAGCCUCGGGUUUGAUUCUCGCUAGAAGGGCCGGGAUGACUCGGCAAUGAGAACGAGGCAACGUGGAGAUCACCACCUUUCUCUCCUCUCGCCUUCCUUCCUCUUUCCUUCUCGGCGCCCAGCGAUGGAGGGACUGGACAAUAGGAUCUUCCUUGCACAGACAUUGUCUCAUGUUCACCAGGCUGGCUUCAGACUCACUCUGUAGCCACAGAUGACCCUGAACUUCUGAUCUUCCUACCUCUCUACCUCCCAAGCCCUGAGAUUGCAGCUUCUGCCUCCACCCCUGGUGAUGUGGUAACGGGAUCCAACUCUUGGCUCUGCGUGUUCUCCGUGAGCACUGUCAGCCGAGCAGCAUCUGCAGCCCUGUGUGUGCGAUUCCUCAUUAACGCCUCAUUUGCUGCCUCGUGAUGAUGAGCUGAUGUUGUUGAUCUUUCUUUUUGAAUUUGUUGAGACAGGGUCUCUUUGCGUAACCUUGGCUGUCCCCAGAGCUCACUAAGUAGACCAGGCUGGCCUCUAACUCAUAGAUACCUGCCUGUCUGUCAAGUGCUGGGAAUAAAGGCUCCCUGCAAAACUUUUUUUGAUUACAAUGUUUACGUGAUUAAUGGGUAAAGACAGGUGAGUGUUUUCACCUGUUCUAUGAGAACUCACUGUUCUCCCUAUUUUCUUAAUUGAUACUUGGGACCACUUAAAACCACAAGCUGCAUAGCCUUAACAUUUUAAUUUGUUAGUUGGGCCCUGUUGUCUCUUUCCUUUAAUACCAACACACUUGAGAGGCAGAGGCAGCCGAUCUCUUUGAGUUCUUUAAGGCCAGCCUAGUCUAUAUAGUGAAUUCCAGGAGGGGCCACCUAGUAAGACCCAGAAGUUUCAGAUGUAGUGGUGCAUACUUCUAACACCAGCUCCCAGAGGCCAAGAUGGUAAGAUUGGGGGUUCGAGGCCAGCCUGGAAUAUACAGCAAAACCUUUCUCAGAAAAUAAUGAUUUACAGUGUCAUGCCAGCUAUCCUUAACAUGCUUACGGCUUAUAUGAUCUUGCCAUUCUCAAGUAGCCGACACAAAGUACCUGAAGUGAAUUCUGUGCCCCUCCUGGUCAGUUUGUUGAUAGUAUGAAGUGUGUUUCUACCUCUUAAUUGUCUCAAGAGAAGAAUCCUAGAUGGCAAGUCGAAUGAAGGUAACUUGCAGUUUUUGUGUGUUUGGAGACAGUCCUGUAACAAGCCAUGACUGACCUGGAACUGGCUAUGUAAACCAGGCUGGCCUUGAACUCACAGAGCUCCUCCUGCCUCUGCUUCUGCUGCCCUGGGAUUAAGGGCGUGUACCAUCGCACUUUAACUUUGAGGUUUUGAGUCCCACAUCUGUCAGCAUUUCAUCCAAAGUGUUUAGUAAGGCAAGACCUUUUCUCUACUUAGCUCAGUCCCUGGGGACAUGCAGGUUUCAAGUUUGAUAUUUAUGUUUCCCACCCCCCACUUCUCCCUCCGCCCCAAAAAAACCCACAACACCCUUAGGACAAAGGUGAGACACUGUACAUCAUUAGAGUUUUCCCUUUGGUUGUGAACAAAGAGGACUCAAACUAGAGCUCUCUGUUUUACAUCUACAAGAGUCCUUUAAUUAAUUAUAGGUGUGUGGGUGGCAUUGCAGGGUGGUGUGUGCACAGGCGCAUGCACUCAAACGAAUCUUCCUAUUUAUUUGUUUUCUUUUUUGUUUUGCUUUGUUUUUUGUUUUUUCGAGACAGAGUUUCUCAGUGUAGCCCUGGCUGUCCUGGAACUCGCUCCCUAGACCAGGCUGGCCUUGAACUCAGAAAUCCACCUGCCUCUGCCUCCCAAGUGCUGGGAUUAAAGGUGUGCGCCACCACUGCCCAGCUAUUUAUUUACUUUAGAGGAGAUGUAAUAUUUGUCUUUCUGAGCCAGAGGCGUGUCUUCCUCUUCUGAGUCUCUUUCUUCACAUUCAUUUGUUCAUUGAGACAAGCUUCCCCAUGUAGCAUUGGCCCAUCUGGAACUGACUAGACAUGGCUAGCCUCUGAGGGUUCUGCCUGCCUCAGCCUCCCAAAUGCUAGGAUUAAAGACGGGCCAUCACCAGGCACGGCUGCCUGCAUGAAGGCGAAGGCCUUACUUUUUGAGAUAGGUUCUCUUACUGAAUCUGAAGCCUGCCAUUUUGGCAAGGCAAGCAAGCUGACAGGUAAACUGGGAUCUGCUUGUCCGUUCUGGGGAUUUGAGCAGCCUGCCCAGUUCUUCCAUCUCCCCAGUCAAGUGCUUGGAUCAUUAACAUAUUAAAAAUGGUUUGAGCUUCAAGAAAUGGUAAUUGGUGGAGAUGACAGGGAACUAUGAGGCCCAUCAGAAACUAAACGUAAGCAACCGCAUCUGCAUGUUAAUUUGUCUUAAGUGGUUACAGGUGGUGCUGGCCUCUUGGCUGGCUGGAGCCUGGGCAGCCCAGAGUGCCCAAUAGUUAAAUGAGAUCGCAGAUGUAGGAGGGCUUCCUGCUCCUGCCCUCUCCCCUCCCUACCUCCUCCUUCCAGCCCUCAGGCUCAGCCUUCGGGAAGCCUGCAGUGUUCCUCCCUCCUCGCCAUGGGGGUCGGGGUGGGGGAGAAGGGCGGCACCCUCAGGCGGCAGCUCCCUACAGUACUUCCCCUAUCUUUCUUAAUGCUUGCUGCUCUGCCUAAGGGUGAGUCCCUCCCAGCGCUCUCUCUUCUGUUCUAGCAGUUCCCAGACCCAGCUUGUGCAAAAGAGGGAGCUAAGAGGCACACCGCAGGCACCAUGGUCCGCCUGUUGGCCUCCGAAGUACAGCAGCUACUCCACAACAAGUUUGUGGUCGUCCUUGGGGACUCUGUGCAUAGGGCGGUGUACAAGGACCUGGUGCUCCUGCUGCAGAAGGAUUGCCUGCUCACUAACAAGCAGCUCAGGACCAAGGGGGAGCUGAGCUUUGAGAAGGACCAGCUGAAGAUGGGAGGCGAGCUGGAUACCCUGCACAACCGCACGGACUACCGCGAGGUGCGCGAGUUCUGCUCUGACCACCAUCUGGUGCGCUUCUACUUCCUCACGCGGGUCUACUCUGAGUACAUGGAGAGCGUCCUAGAGGAGCUCCAAUCCGGCAAUCACGCCCCAGAUGUGAUCAUUAUGAACUCUUGCCUCUGGGACGUCUCCAGGUAUGGGCGGAAUUCCUUGAGUAGCUACAAGCAGAACCUGGAAAACUUGUUUGGGCGCAUGGACCAGGUGCUGCCCAAGUCGUGCCUGCUAGUGUGGAACACUGCUAUGCCUUUGGGUGACAAGAUCAAGGCGGCCUUCCUCCCACAGAAGUGUAAGGGCCAGUACCCCCGGAUCUCGGUAGCCACCCUGAAAAGGAAAGUGACCCAAGCCAAUCUCUAUAGCCAUGCGGAAGCAACAAAGCACUAUUUCGAUGUGCUGGACUUAAAUUUCCACUUCCGGCAAGCCAGAAAGCACCUGCAGGGAGAUGGCGUGCACUGGAAUGAGCAUGCGCACCGCAAGCUCUCCUACCUGCUGCUGGCCCACAUGGCCGAUGCAUGGGGUGUGGAGUUGCCCCAGAGAGACUCAUGGGAGCCUGAUUUUGAGGCGUGGGAAAGUUCAGGCCAGGUAGAGGAAAGGCAGCCCCAAGACAACCUAGGACCUCAGGUGUUUGCCCCUUCUCCACAUUGUCCUUUUAGACCACCUCCCCUUCUCCCAUCCCCUGGCUUGCCCAUAAGGCCCCCACCCCUACUAGGAUGUCCCCUGCCCCAGCCCCAGCAGAUGCCCCCAUUCCCACUCUAUCCUCAAGUUUCCUAUUUUUCCUCAGACCCUGUUUUCCAGUCAGAUGAAUUCUAUAUCCAUUCCGAUAGCCCCCCACCUACCCACACUGGAUAUGCCUUUGAGGGCGACUUUAGCUUUUAUCCCCAGCCACCUGUGCCCAACUUCCGCCCACCCUGUCAUCAGCGUCAGGCCCCGGUAGUACAUAGGGGCUUCCCAAGGCAUUUUGCUCGUGGCCCCUAUAGUAAUCCUUGGAGAGACAGACCCAGGCGACCGCCAAAACAUUCUCCAGCCGGCCUAGAGUCAAGGCCCCAGUAGUGUUCUGACUAAGCCUUACCUCUGGAUGGGGCCGUGUGACGUCUGUCUUUUUUUUUUUUUUUUUUUUGUCUCAUUGUUGGUCUAAUACAGUGACCUUGCUAACCCAACCCCAGCUAGUCCUGUCUUGGACUUCUCUUUGUUUAUUGCUGUUAGAAACUGAGGCAGGGAAGAGCAGACUGGCCCCCCUCCUGCUGCCUGAGGCCAUCUCUUCCCCCUAAGUGACCAAGCAAGCAUUCUUACUACCUCCCCCUUGCUAUUCUUGUUGCCUUUUUGUAAAAAUAAAAUUGAAAUACAGAAAUUGUUUCCAAAA
This is a messenger RNA of Mus musculus (house mouse), 5158 nucleotides long. It is a transcript of the gene Pced1b, whose product is annotated as PC-esterase domain containing 1B. The coding region runs from base 3547 to 4848 and encodes 433 amino acids. The transcript is spliced from 5 exons. The record is from RefSeq and is a predicted model, not a curated record. NCBI's taxonomy places the organism in Eukaryota, Metazoa, Chordata, Mammalia, Rodentia, Muridae.